Trypanosoma cruzi is the source of this 1548-nucleotide messenger RNA. RefSeq lists its product as uncharacterized. NCBI's taxonomy places the organism in Eukaryota, Euglenozoa, Kinetoplastea, Trypanosomatida, Trypanosomatidae. The transcript has a single exon. The record is from RefSeq and is a predicted model, not a curated record. The coding region runs from base 1 to 1548 and encodes 515 amino acids.
AUGAAGGCAAUUUCCAGUCUUUUGUUGUGCGGUGCCACUGGCAGGGUUGGUGACUUCCUUGCUCUCUUGCCCACCGUGUCUCCCGUUGCUCCCUUUAUGCUUCUUCCCACUGCCCUCUUUUUGUCUCAUCGCAAGGAACAGAUUCUGCGGCUGUUGCCGCAUCGCCGUCACCUAUUUGAGCUUUUUGCUCCCAUGGAGGAUGUGCUCACUGCGGAACUCGGCCCAGUGUCGGUGGGGCACCGCGCUGCACUUGGGGAGCUGAAGCGUCGCCUCGGUAUCUGCCACACGGACUUUGACUGCUGGCUGUACGCGUUCCUCGAGAACAAGAAGUUCGAUGUUGAUGAGACCAUCGAGAAGCUCCAGCGGCGCGCCGCAAUGGAGGUGCAGGAGCUUGGUGCGCACGAAAUUACUGCGUUGGGCAGCAGUGUCGGUGUUGAUGGGAACGCUUGCUGCACCAAUGAUGGGAUGGCCCGCGGCGUCAUCCAAAUUAUCGGCUGCGACAGGCGCGGGCGUGUGUGCCUGUACGUGAACACGGUGCGGGACACCUGUGAGAAGAGCCUACGCGCCGAGAAAACACGGACCUUUGAUGCGAUCUUGAGCUAUGCGACGCGCCUGCGGCGUGAUCACAAGAGUUGCCGCGUGGUGAUGCUUGUGAACCAGAAGGAUGCGAGUUUGUUGAAGAAUAUUGAUCUUCCCUUCCAGGUCUCCAUUGCGCUGCGCAUUAGCAAGUACUACCCGGGGCUGGUGGAGAGGAUAUACAUUGUGAACAUGUCCCGCCUCCUGGCGGUGGUGGCCAAAUCGGUCUUCAAGGGGUUGCCGAGAGACGUCUCAGAGCGCAUUUGCAUCGUGUCGGAGACGGAAAUGAAGCAGGGCGCGCUGUUGCAGUGGUUUGACGCCGCAGUCAUCCCUGUGGCGUUGGGAGGGACGAUGGACAGGGACACACCAGAGCACUGGCGGGCGUUUGCGGACACCGUGAUGAGACACUUCCGUCACCUUCAGGACGCCGUAGUGCUGCGCGGUAUGAGCGUGAAGGAGUGGGAGCUGGAGGAGCUGCAGCGGGAUGGGGCCGGUGGCGGAGGUGUGGAGGAGUCGUCGGUGGCACACGCGCCUCAGCUUUUUGACGCGGCAGAACAGCACCGGAACGUGAGUGGGGCUCUUUUGGCGCCACGGGCCAGCUUGAGCAGCGGAGAGGCGGCCUGGCGGGCGUGGAGCCCAGGCGACUUGCAGCUGCGUGAGUGCCUUGCCCUAGAGCAGGCGUACGCAAUUUCCCGCAACGAGAUUGUGGAGAGCGAAUGUUUGCAGCGGAGCAGCGUCGUACAGCCCGCGUGGGAGGUGCUCCGGCGCCAGCAAUGGCUGCAAUGCCAUGUGCGGUCGAGGCACCAUCGGUUGGCUGUUUCCCUUGCAGAGGAGCGUAGAUGGAUGGUCCACGUCACCGGUGCUGCUGGUGCCCUUGUGGCUGUGGUGAGUGUUGGCGUGCUUUACUUCUGUUGCCUUUUGCAUACGUGGAUGUGGUGUCUCUUUGGCGCCUGGUGGGCCCACGCGGGUUAG